Messenger RNA from Ichthyophthirius multifiliis, 1227 nucleotides. Its product is annotated as poly polymerase, putative. The transcript has 3 exons. Gene Ontology annotation, cellular component: nucleus. The record is from RefSeq and is a predicted model, not a curated record. Lineage: Eukaryota; Ciliophora; Oligohymenophorea; Hymenostomatida. Gene Ontology annotation, molecular function: poly(A) RNA polymerase activity.
UAUACAGCAAAACUAUUACCUUUUGGAAGUUAUUAUUUAGGAGUAGCUUCAGUAGACGCAGAUAUAGAUUUAGUAUGUAUAGCUCCUAAUUUUGUGGAAAGAGAAAAGCAUUUUUAUAAUCAAUUAUAUAAUUUAAUUAGAGACCAGGAAGGGGUUUAAUAUAUUGAAAAAGUUACAGAUGCAAAAGUUCCAAUUAUUUCUUUUAUCAUAAAUGAGCUUCCAAUAGAUAUAUCUUUUGCUCAAUUAGACACCGAAACCCUUCCAGAAGAUAUAGAAAAGGGAAUACCAGAUAAACAUUUAAAAAGCAUGGAUUAAAAAGACAUAAAAAGUAUUAAUGGAUUUCGUUCUAAUCAAGCUAUAUUAGAGUAUGUGAGCGAAAAAAACCCGAACCCUGAGAUAGCAAAAUCCAGAUUUAAAGAUGCUUUAAAAGUGAUUAAAAUAUGGGCUAGACAUAAUGGUAUUUAUGAUAAUAGACUUGGUUUUUUGAGUGGAAUUAGUCUUGCGAUUAUGUUGGCUAAAAUUUUGUAAUUGUUUCCGAAUUUGGAAGUAAAUGGAAUAAUUAAAUAGUUUUUUUAAACUUUUGCUUCAAGAUGGGAUUGGAAAAAAAUGGAUGUGUAACUUGGCAGUAGAAGCGAAGAAAUGAAAGUACAAAUGUAAAGUUAAUAAAGAAAAUGCAUGCAUAUUAUUACUCCAGCUUACCCAGAAUAUAAUACGACUGAUAGAGUUAAAAUGAUUAAUUUUAAUAUUAUUGUUGCAAAAUUAAUUGCAUCAAAUGACUAUAUUUAAAAUUAAAAAAAUAUUGUUUGGGAAAAAAUAGUUGAAAAAGAAAACUUUAUAAAUCAUUAUAAACUUUUUAUUGAAAUAGAUUUGAUUUAAAAUAAAAAAGGAGAAAUAGGUUAAUUUAUAGCUUAAAAAAAAUAUUUUGCCUUACGACUUUUAAAUUUGUUUGAUUAAUUAAAAGGUAUUGAAUAUGAUCCUGAAAAAAUUGAAGUCAGGCCUUGGCCUAUUUUCUUUGAUAAAAAAGAUCCCGAUUAUCCUUAUUGUGCUGCCUUUUUAAUUGGAUUAAAAAACAAAAUGCAUCAGCCUGUUUAAUAUAGUCUUUAAGAAUGGAUUGUUGGAUUUGCUAAAUAAUUGAUUAAUAAUUAAAAAUAUUAGAAAAAAAAAAUUAAAACGUAAGAAGAAAAAGACAAAAAAGAUGAAGAAGAUAAUUUAGAUGACUUUUUGUGA